AUGGCUUCCACCGGGGUAGGGACAUAUUCGAACCCUUUGAAGAAGUUCAAGUAUGUUUUUUGCGCGUCGCCUAUCUUUGGAAAGACGUCCUUGAUCACAAGAUUCAUGUACGAUUCGUUCGAUAACACAUACCAAGCGACCAUCGGUAUCGACUUUUUGUCAAAGACUAUGUACCUUGAAGAUAGAACCGUGCGUCUGCAACUUUGGGAUACCGCUGGCCAGGAGCGAUUCCGAUCGUUGAUUCCUUCGUACAUCCGAGACUCGAGCGUCGCCGUGGUUGUUUACGACAUCUCCAACGCCAAGUCAUUCCAGAACACACGAAAAUGGAUCGAUGAUGUGCGCGGAGAACGUGGGAACGACGUGAUUAUUGUUUUGGUGGGCAACAAGACGGACCUUAACGACAAGCGGGAGGUUACAACAGCCCAGGGUGAAGAGGAGGCGAAGAGGAAUGGAUUGAUGUUUAUCGAGACCAGUGCAAAGGUUGGUCAUAACGUGAAACAAUUGUUCCGGCGGAUAGCCCAAGCACUCCCCGGAAUGGAGGGCGAGGGCGCCAACCAAAACAACCAAAUGAUUGAUGUCAAUAUUACACCCAAGGAGACCACGAGCAACGACGGAUGCGCCUGCUGA
Molecule: messenger RNA, 627 nt
Organism: Aspergillus ruber CBS 135680
Lineage: Eukaryota; Fungi; Ascomycota; Eurotiomycetes; Eurotiales; Aspergillaceae
Product: Rab family GTPase YPT6
Exons: 4
Coding region: 1-627 (208 amino acids)
Molecular function (GO): GTP binding; GTPase activity
Source: RefSeq, a predicted model, not a curated record